AUGUCGAUCCCAGCUUCGGUCUGUGUUGGUUUGGAAGUGGAGUUCUUGGUGGCUAUAUCGACCGUUGGAACUCCCCCCGGUGAAGGUCGGUGGAUAUGCCUUGCAUCAAAGAAAGAUGUCGAUGGCCUCGCCAUUGGCGACUUCAGGCCCAUGGAGGCCCCAUGCAUUCACAAGGUAUGCCAAGUCAUGGCCAGUGGCGGUGCUCCCGUUGGGUGCAACGACAUGCCGCUUCUCAAGCCCAGUCCUGGGCAAGUCUCCGGAUCUAGCCUCGUUCAGCUCACAAAGACCAGAGAAGACAUCCGGGUCUGGAAUAAGGAGGCUGCGGAAUCGACUUCUGGAACCGUGGCACCAUCCAACUACUGGUUCGUGGUGCCGGAGCGACAUCUGACCCAGGACUGCGUUAGUAAGUCCAGCAAGACGCCCUCUGUCAAGUACGCCUGGUUCGGAACUGAAAUAAACAGUCCAGUCCUCACGCGACCUCAAGAGUUCAGCCAAGGGCUCCCGACACUGAGAAGGUGUCUGAAGGGUGUCCAGGACAACAUGGUGGUUGGACUCAACUCAGGCUGUGGUCUGCACUUACAUGUCAACGACGCCGGCAACAUGAAGCUACAGACGGCGCUCCGGGUCGUGACCUUGGUGUGGCACCUCGAGGAUACGCUACUCUACCCGUUGUGCCACCCUCAUCGAUCCAAGUCAGCUUUCUCGAUGCGUGUUAGUGUCGAGUCCUCGAUCGCCAUGGAGAAGGGGGAGCCUGCAGUUUCCGGCGAGGGCGCCGCAGUUGUUGCGAUGCUCACGCAGCUCAUGGAGAAGUCCAAGGGCCGCAAAAAGGUUGACAAGAGACUCAUCGGAGCCAUGAAGCGGCUCUGGGCCCAACCGGACCUCACCAGCCUCGGACUCGCACUUCGAAAGUUCAACGAGGGACCCGUCCACACGACCACGCGCUGUGCUCUGGUCGUAAGCAAGUACAGCACUCUCGAGUUCCGUUACCCAGAGUCGACGUUCGACGCCGACUUCAUCUCGUGCUGGACCGACUUGGUACGACACUUGUACGGCGUCGCCAUGAGGCCGCAGGCUGACUUCAACCGGGUUCUCAGUCGCGUGUACGAUCUCGCGACUCGUGACCAAGUGCCUGGAUGGGGUGACAUGAUGGCGGCUAUCGAGUUCAGGACGAACAUCGGCCGCUGGCAGAUGCGAUUGGAACAGUAUACCAACAACCUGAAGGAUCUGGACAGCCAAGGCAUCAUUCCAGCAUCCGGGCGUUAA
This is a messenger RNA of Fusarium keratoplasticum, 1263 nucleotides long. RefSeq lists its product as uncharacterized. NCBI's taxonomy places the organism in Eukaryota, Fungi, Ascomycota, Sordariomycetes, Hypocreales, Nectriaceae. The transcript has a single exon. The record is from RefSeq and is a predicted model, not a curated record. The coding region runs from base 1 to 1263 and encodes 420 amino acids.